AUGGAAAUGAGAGAAAAAAGCUCUGAUACCAUGUUAUGGGAAGCAAAUAAUGAAAAAAAUCUCAUUUCUCAUAGAUCAUUUGAAGCAAUAAGGAAUGACUCAUGGCAACCUGUGGAGCUUAUAAAAAUUGAUUUUGGAAAAACAACCUUACAUUUCAUGGAUACUCAACAAAUGCAAACCCCUUUGUCAUCUGAUAUUCGCAUAAGAUCAAGAAAAGCUACUUCAUUUGAUUGCUCUAGUUUUUUACGACGUGGAAUGGACAUAUCUAUGCUCCAAAUUUCAGAUCAAUUUAGACCUAUUCCAACGUCAAUCGAUGCAAGAAUAAAUUCAAUCCAGAGACAACCUCAUGAGUCUGAUCAAUGCUCGUGUCAGUUUUAUGUAAAUUUCUACGAGGAUCAAGGUUCACUUGGUAGAAAUAUAAAAACACUCAAUAAGGAGGUUUAUGCAACUGGAAUAGAUCGAAUUUUCAUCCUCCAAAGGCUUCAACAUAAUAGUUGUGAAGGCUUAAUAAAAAAUAGUGAUAGUUCUGAAGUGGUUAAGCCUUAUAGGUGGGAUUCAUCUGAAGAUUGCUCCUCAUUAUCAGAGUCUAGACUAAUCUUGGGGAGAUUUUUAUCUGAUCUUUCGUGGUUCGUUACAACAUCCUUUUUAAAGAAGGUUUCAUUCAGUAUCAGAUCUGUUCAAAACAAGAUUUUUUAUCAUGUUAUGGGAAACGAUGCUGAUAUUAUUAAUCCAUCUCUUCUAAAUGUUGUGAACUUCAAAUCGGAAAAGGGAUCAAUAGUACCUGUGGUUUCUCUAUUCGAUAUGUUUUGUGAUUAUGACGGAGAAGAAGAUGAAGCGCUGCCAAUGCUAUCAAAUCAAAUUGAAGGCCUACGACGUUCAAAACGUAGGAAUGUCCAACCCAAACGUUACAUAGGUUCUUCUGUUGAGAAGUUGGAAGUUGGUACUUUUCGAAUGAGGCCAUACAAGAUAGGAUGUUAUUUGAUAGAGGAUGAAAAUUCUUCAGAUUUAGAAGUUGAUGAUAAUGUUACUUUGGGACAUUAUUAUAGUUUCUGCAAAGAGAAGCCUACGAAGAGGCGACUUCAUGGUUCAGACGAUAUGGAUUUUGAAACCAAAUGGGAAGGAAUUCGUUUCAAAAAAGGAGCUCAAACAAAAAGAAACCAUUCAAUUUGUUUGACAAACAGAAGUCAUGUUCAAGAAGGUGGCAGAACGUUAAAUGUUGAUGCAAAGAAGGAAAUAAUUGACACUUACAUGAAGAAUUUGGAUAGUCUUCGGGCUGAAGAAGAGCCAACUAUUGACGAAGAAACAAACAAGUUGGAGGAAGAAAAAGUGUCGAAAAGCGAUGAUGGGGAAGAAAAUCCUGAUGACUUGUCUGCCAUUUGGGAAGAAAUGGAUACUGCUAUGGCAGCAAGUUGUCUUCUUGAUGGAACUGAGGGUUCAAAUGCAGAGGUUUUAGCAGACACCGAGGAAAUUUGUGAACAUGACUAUACGUUCAAUGAAGAAAUCGGAAUAUUCUGUCUUAGCUGCGGCUCUGUGAAAACCGAGAUACGAGACAUUUCUGAACCAGUUGUGGAAAGACAAAAAUGGCGCAAAGAGGAGAAACAAUACAGUGAAGAAGAUAAUGAUGAACAAAAAUCAGAGGCAAAAGUUGAUGAAGAUGAUAAUAAAGAUAUGUUCUCAACUAAUGCUACUGAUCCUGAUGAACCAAUAUCUGCAGAAAAAGACACUGUUUGGGAAUCGAUUCCAGAACUCAAAGAAAAGAUGCAUGCGCACCAGAAAAAGGCUUUUAAAUUUCUUUGGCAAAACAUUGCUGGCUCCAUGGAACCAUCCCUCAUGCAAGAAAGAUCCGAAACAAAUGGUGGAUGUGUCAUAUCACAUGCUCCUGGAGCUGGAAAAACCUUUCUCGUCAUUUCUUUUCUUGUAAGUUACUUGAAGCUCUUUCCAGGGAAAAGACCAUUAGUCCUUGCACCAAAAUCCACACUCUACACAUGGUGCAAAGAGUUCAAAAAAUGGAAGGUUCCUGUGCCCGUGUAUCUUAUCCAAGGCCGUCAAACCCAGAGAGAUUCAACGGCUCCAAAACCUACGGUUCUUCCCGGAGUUCCAAGACCUUCUGGUGAUGUAAAACAUGUUUUGGAUUGUCUUGGAAAAAUAAAAAAGUGGCAUUCACACCCAAGUGUUCUUGUCAUGGGCUACACUUCAUUUUUAGCCUUAAUGAGACAAGAUACAAAAUUUGCACACAGAAAGUACAUGGCGAAAACUUUGCGAGAAAGCCCUGGAAUCUUGAUACUUGAUGAAGGUCACAAUCCUAGAAGCACAAAAUCAAGGUUGAGGAAAUGCUUAAUGGAACUUCCAACAGAAUUGAGGAUAUUACUUUCUGGCACUUUGUUUCAGAACAAUUUCGGUGAAUAUUUCAAUACACUGUGUUUAGCAAGACCAAAAUUUGUUCACGAAGUGCUACGAGAGUUAGAUUCUAAAUACUUAAGGAGAGGUAACAGAGAGAAGAAAGCGCAGCAUUUGCUUGAGGCGCGGGCGAGGAAAUUCUUCUUGGACAACAUUGCUAGGAAAAUUAACUCAGAUAACGAUGAAGAAAAAAUGCAGGGUCUACAUGUGCUGCGAAAGAUCACAAGCAGUUUCAUCGACGUUUAUGAAAGUGGAAAUUCCUCUGAUACACUUCCUGGUUUACAAAUAUAUACACUGCUCAUGAAUACAUACGAUGAACAGCUUGAGAUUUUACAGAAACUGCAGAAGAAAAUGGCUGAGUGUACUGGUUACCCUCUUGAGGUAGAGCUUUUGAUAACACUUGGAUCGAUACAUCCAUGGUUGAUCAAAACAGCAACAGCAUGUGCAGAGAAGUUUUUUGCUGAAGAUGAAUUGAAGAGGCUAGACAGAAUCAAAUUUGAUUUAAGAAAAGGUUCCAAAAUAAGAUUUGUUCUGAGCCUAAUCUCACGUGUAGUGAAAAAUGAAAAGGUUCUUAUCUUUUGUCACUACCUUGCACCUGUGAGAUUUUUCAUAGAGUUGUUUGAGAAAUACUUUCAAUGGCAAAAUGGAAAAGAGGUUCUGAUACUUACUGGUGAUCUAGAUUUGUUUGAAAGAGGAAAAGUGAUUGAUAAGUUUGAAGAUCCUCGCAGCGGUUCGAAGAUACUUCUAGCUUCAAUCAAUGCUUGUGCUGAAGGUAUUAGCUUAACAGCAGCUUCUAGAGUGAUUUUUUUGGAUUCUGAAUGGAAUCCUUCAAAAACAAAGCAAGCUAUUGCACGCGCUUUUCGUCCUGGUCAGCAGAAAAUGGUUUACGUGUAUCAGUUAUUAACGACUGGGUCAAUGGAGGAAGAUAAGUUUAGAAAAACUACCUGGAAAGAGUGGGUUUCUAGCAUGAUUUUUAGUGAGGAGUUUGUGGAAGAUCCAUCUAAAUGGCAAGCAGAAAAGAUUGAAGAUGAAAUACUUAGGGAGAUGGUUGAAGAGGAUAAGUCUAAAGCUAUUCAUAUGAUUAUGAAGAAUGAAAAGGAUUCUGUAAGGAAUAUGCCACGUCAUACAGAAGGACAGCAAGGCCUUCUAGAAGGAUCAUAUUUGAUUAUGCAAGAGCCACAAUCUGAUGGACACUAG
This is a messenger RNA of Medicago truncatula (barrel medic), 3594 nucleotides long. Its product is annotated as SNF2 domain-containing protein CLASSY 1. Gene Ontology annotation, biological process: gene silencing by siRNA-directed DNA methylation. NCBI's taxonomy places the organism in Eukaryota, Viridiplantae, Streptophyta, Magnoliopsida, Fabales, Fabaceae. Bases 1 to 3594 code for a protein of 1197 amino acids. Gene Ontology annotation, molecular function: chromatin binding; ATP binding. The transcript is spliced from 5 exons. The record is from RefSeq and is a predicted model, not a curated record.